AUGGCCUCCCGAGUCCGUCGAGAUUAUCGUGGACCAUUACUGCAAAAAUUUCACGACAGCGAAUUUAAGUCGAAGACCGACAUAGACGGUUUUCCGUACCCGAGAGUGGAGCCGAGCCCGUACGCGCAAGAAUUCGAGCGUCUCCUGGAGGAAGCAGAACGGAAAUACACUGCUUACCGUAUGAGGAUGUCCCAGCCCAAUCUCUAUAGUAGGUCCCGAUGUUGGAGUACGAAUUAUCUUGAAACUGACGUCGAUACUGGCAAGCCCGAAUUGGCGUAUGCUACCAGAGAGGUAGAGGAGACCAACCUGGAUGACGUACAUCAUCGAUCCGGUUCAGUUGUAGAUUACCACCGUCAGAGCCGACGUGAUAAAACGGAGGAGACCACCGAUACGACACAUAUAAGGAGUCGUAGUGCUGAUUAUCUCAUGGAUAGGAGGUGA
Molecule: messenger RNA, 441 nt
Organism: Cylicostephanus goldi
Lineage: Eukaryota; Metazoa; Nematoda; Chromadorea; Rhabditida; Strongylidae
Source: the annotation of a GenBank genome assembly